Messenger RNA from Effrenium voratum, 1928 nucleotides. NCBI's taxonomy places the organism in Eukaryota, Dinophyceae, Suessiales, Symbiodiniaceae. The record is from the annotation of a GenBank genome assembly.
GCCCCUUCAACCCCCCCCCCCUUCGCCGGGAUAGAACAGGGUCAGGCCCCAUGCACCGAUGUCGUGGUGCUUUGCGGGGCUGUUUGCGCCCAGCCAGGUGAAGAAGCCACGGAGUUACGGGAAGACACAGAGCGAUGGUUCAGGAAGCCCCUCCUGGGUGACCCUGCCCUUGCCGGUGUCCCAGAAGGUGCUCAAACUGUGGUUCCCCAUCUCCAGCUGCCAGCAGGGAACCCGUUUGGUCCUCUUUUGCCACUGCGGCAGCUUCGAUCUCUUGAGCCUGGAACAUUCUGGGUGCACUCGGCGUGAUUUGCUGAGCUUUUGCGAGGAGAAACUGGCAGAGCUGACUGUGAAGGAAGAGACGAAGAUCUCCUUGGUGGUCGAUUUGCUGCAUGUGAGCCUGCAGCAGUUGAACUCGCACUGGUGGAAGAUACUGGCGCCCCGAGUCUUGGACAUGGUGGAGGAUCGCUUCCCGCAGUUGGACGAGCUGAUCUUUGUACGCGCCAACCGGCUGUCCAGCCUAGCCGCAGAACGCGUGAUCGUGUCCACUCGCCUGCGGGCGUCGGUCCUCAGCGGCGACGAGAUCGCCGCUGAGGCGGCGCUGCAGUCCCGAGGUCUGGGCUUCGUCAGUGACUGCUUCUUCAGGGACCCUUCCAUCUCUGCGGUGGAGUUCGCGCAGAAGCGUCGGGAACAGCUGCGCCGCGUUCGGCGCUGGCGGCGCUGGAUCACCGGCCUGCUCGUGGCGAUUCUGGUCUUGCUUCUUGGCCAGAUCCUGGGUGUUUUGCCAGUUCGAGGCGCGGACUUUGACUGGGCUGGCCUGUGGCAAGUUGUCCGCGACUGGGAGAUGCUUCACCACGUGGUCGUGUCGCUGCUGCCACAGCUGCUGCUGUUGGGUUUCUUGCUGUGGCGCCCCAAGGGUGAAGCAGACACGGCCCAGAUGCUCGUCUUACUGAUCGGCAGCCCUUUGGCGUGGGCCAGCGCGUAUGCCGGCAAUGCCCCGGCUCCUUUGGCCGCCGCUGCCCCUGCGCUGGUGACGGCUCUGCUGGGGCUUGCAGUGAUCCCUUGGAAGGAGCCAAAGGCGACAGCCACCGACGCCGCACGGCGCAAGGGCGCCUGGUGGCCGGAGUUGGUGCACGGCGCCUAUGGUGAGCCGCGCUUUGCGGUGCCAGAGGAAUCCGUCACCAGGAUGAUCCCGCCCAUCGAGGGCGACGGACGGCGCUUGCUCACCAGGCUUCUGGAGUUUAGCUCUGCGUGCGCCCAGGUUCCGCCGGGCCGAAAGCAGAAAGUGGGGGACAUGCUCAUCCAGCGGAUAGUGUCACAGGAGAACCGGGCGGUGUGGUCCGCCUCCGUGGGCAGCGACCCGGUGAUGUUCGUGGCCUCGGAGGUGAUCAUCUCCACCUCGGAGCCCUUGGAAGCUGUGCUGUGGGCCAUCUACUCUGCAGAGGAGCGCAUGCAAUGGGACGGCGCUGCCUUCGCAGCCUACAAGGUCCUUGGGCAGCAGGUCCAGGCGUCCAGCGAGAGCCUCUGCGACUUCCUCUACUGCCGGGUUCCGCUGGUGCCAGGUGUCAAGGAUCGCGACAUGGUGCAGGAGCGCUUCCUGCUGAAGCUGCCCUCAAAUGCAGGUUACGCCAUCGCCAUUCAGUCCUGCAGCCCUGGUCAGUGUUCGGCUUUAAGGCUGGACCCCGUGCCCAGCGUGGUGCGCGCUCGCACCAUCCUGUCUGGGUACAUUCUGCGGCCGAACCCCGGAGGAGGCGUGGUGCUCACCGGGGUCUCGCAGACGGACCUCGGGGGCUACGUGCCGCAGUGGGUGCAGGGCCUGGUGAAGAAGGCGGGCAAGCGGAUGCCCGUGCAGUGGGCACAGAGAUUGGAGGACUACUGCAACAGCAAGGCGAGUGCCGGCACAAGAUGACAGGUACCCAUCGCUUCGCACG